Messenger RNA from Pestalotiopsis fici W106-1, 1191 nucleotides. RefSeq lists its product as uncharacterized. The coding region runs from base 1 to 1191 and encodes 396 amino acids. The transcript is spliced from 9 exons. Gene Ontology annotation, molecular function: FMN binding; oxidoreductase activity. The record is from RefSeq and is a predicted model, not a curated record. Lineage: Eukaryota; Fungi; Ascomycota; Sordariomycetes; Amphisphaeriales; Sporocadaceae.
AUGCACUCAUUCCUUUGCCUUGGUUUCGUUGCCGCGGCUCUCGCUGCAGAGCCUUGGAUCAACGCCCCGGACACUGGCCUUGAGGAUUACUUGUACAGCACCAACUACACCGAGGGCUCAUUGCCUCUUCUCAAGGAUAUCCGCGGUGUCCCAGACUUUGACUGGGCUGCAGAACAGCAUCUCGAUCUGCAGCAGUAUUCAUUCUACCGAACAGGGUCAGCUGGCGAAUGGAGCUACCGUAAUAACUUGGAUAUCUGGUCCAAAAUCAAGUUCAGAGCUCGCAUGUUGACUGAUGUCUCUGGUGUUAACAAGACAUUGCCGACCACCUUCUUGGGCUACAAUUUUAGUGCUCCCAUCUUUAUUGCUCCUGCGGCCAGGGCAGUCUAUGGUGACGAGAGGGCCGAGUUGAACUUUGUUGAUGCAGCAGCAAACGAAGAUAUCUUGUACACUGCAGCCUUGUACGCAUCAAAGACGAUCGAGGAGAUUGGUGUUCAGAAGCAGACACACAACGACACACUCAACGGUCCGCAGGUCACUUUCCAGCAGAUCUAUACCAACGCCAAUCUUUCCGUCACUUGGGACAACAUUGCGCGUGCCGAGGCAUACGGAGUAAAAGCAAUUGUCUGGACUAUUGAUGCUCCAGCGGACUCGGUCAGACACCGCGCCGCUCGCUAUGACACCACCAACGCAAACUCGGUAACAUCAGCUCUGACUUGGGACCUCUAUGACGAAAUUCGAAACCGAACCUCACUGCCCGUGAUCCCCAAGGGUAUCAGCACAGUAGAGGACGCGCUGAUGGCGGUCGAGAAGGGCGCCCCGGCCAUUUACAUUUCCAACCACGGCGGGCGCCAGCUCGACCACUCGCCCUCGCCUGUUGAGAUUGCCUACGAGAUCUACCGCAAUGCGCCACAGGUGUUUGACCAGGUAGAGGUCAUGGCCGACAGCGGUGUGCGCUAUGGCUCUGAUGUCGUCAAGCUACUCGCGCUCGGCGUCAAGAUGGUCGGAUUGGGAAGAUCGUUCAUGUUUGCAAACUGCUUUGGUUUGGAUGGUGUCACCAAGCUGAUCCAGAUCAUGAAGCAGGAGAUUAUCCGGGACGCUGCCCAGGCUGGCGUGCCUGAUCUGAGAAAUGUCAGCCGCAGUGUAAUCAACACUCGGGCUCUGAAUGAAACCGUUUUCUUGCUCGAUAACUAA